Scomber japonicus (chub mackerel) is the source of this 1485-nucleotide messenger RNA. RefSeq names its product heat shock cognate 71 kDa protein-like. Bases 1 to 1485 code for a protein of 494 amino acids. Gene Ontology annotation, molecular function: heat shock protein binding; ATP-dependent protein folding chaperone; ATP binding. Gene Ontology annotation, cellular component: plasma membrane; cytoplasm; cytosol. The transcript is spliced from 7 exons. NCBI's taxonomy places the organism in Eukaryota, Metazoa, Chordata, Actinopteri, Scombriformes, Scombridae. Gene Ontology annotation, biological process: cellular response to unfolded protein; protein refolding; vesicle-mediated transport. The record is from RefSeq and is a predicted model, not a curated record.
AUGUCGAAAGGACCAGCAGUUGGCAUUGAUCUUGGGACCACCUACUCCUGUGUUGGUGUGUUCCAGCAUGGCAAAGUUGAAAUUAUUGCCAACGACCAGGGUAACAGGACCACACCCAGCUAUGUGGCCUUCACAGAUUCUGAGAGGCUGAUCGGAGAUGCAGCCAAGAACCAGGUUGCCAUGAACCCCACCAACACAGUAUUUGAUGCUAAACGUUUGAUUGGCAGACGAUUUGAGGACACAGUAGUUCAGUCUGACAUGAAGCACUGGCCAUUCAAUGUAAUCAGUGAUAGUGGGCGCCCCAAAGUGGAAGUUGAAUACAAAGGUGAAACCAAAACCUUCUACCCAGAGGAAAUCUCUUCCAUGGUGUUGACAAAGAUGAAGGAGAUUGCUGAAGCCUACCUCGGCAAGUCUGUGUCCAAUGCUGUUAUCACUGUACCUGCAUACUUCAAUGACUCACAACGUCAAGCAACCAAGGAUUCUGGAACUAUCUCUGGUCUAAAUGUGUUGAGAAUAAUUAAUGAGCCCACUGCAGCAGCUAUUGCUUAUGGCCUGGAUAAGAAGGUUGGAGCUGAGAGGAAUGUGCUGAUCUUUGAUCUGGGUGGUGGCACCUUCGAUGUGUCCAUUUUGACCAUUGAGGAUGGUAUCUUUGAGGUCAAAUCCACUGCUGGUGAUACUCAUCUUGGUGGAGAAGACUUCGACAACCGCAUGGUCAACCACUUCAUCGCAGAGUUCAAGCGCAAGUACAAGAAGGACAUCAGCGACAACAAGAGAGCUGUCCGUCGUCUCCGCACCGCCUGUGAGAGGGCAAAGCGCACCCUGUCUUCCAGCACCCAGGCCAGCAUCGAAAUCGACUCUCUGUAUGAGGGAGUUGACUUCUACACCUCCAUCACCAGGGCUCGCUUUGAGGAGCUCAACGCUGACCUCUUCCGUGGCACCCUCGACCCAGUAGAGAAGUCGCUCCGUGAUGCCAAGAUGGACAAGUCUCAGAUCCAUGACAUUGUCUUGGUCGGUGGCUCCACCCGUAUCCCAAAGAUCCAGAAGCUGCUGCAGGACUUCUUCAAUGGCAAGGAGCUCAACAAGAGCAUCAACCCUGAUGAGGCUGUUGCCUACGGAGCUGCUGUGCAGGCUGCCAUCCUGUGUGGUGACAAGUCUGAAAAUGUCCAGGACUUGCUGCUUCUGGACGUCACUCCUCUGUCCCUGGGUAUCGAGACAGCUGGAGGUGUCAUGACCGUCCUGAUUAAGCGUAACACCACCAUUCCUACCAAGCAGACCCAGACUUUCACCACCUACUCUGACAACCAACCUGGUGUGCUCAUCCAGGUUUAUGAAGGUGAGCGUGCCAUGACAAAGGAUAACAACCUGUUGGGCAAGUUUGAGCUGACAGGUGGGAUGCCUGGUGGGAUGCCAGGCGGCUUCCCCGGAGCUGGCGGAGCUCCUGGCGGCGGAGGAUCUUCUGGACCAACCAUCGAGGAAGUGGAUUAA